Aureobasidium vineae is the source of this 990-nucleotide messenger RNA. The record is from the annotation of a GenBank genome assembly. Lineage: Eukaryota; Fungi; Ascomycota; Dothideomycetes; Dothideales; Saccotheciaceae.
GGGAAUCUCAGGUGCGUCUCUGGAGAAUGCUAUAGUCUGACUGUGAGAUUGACUGGUCCACCCACAGCAUCACAAGAGCUGCACGAUGCAUUCAACAGCCUCGUGUCCUCAUCGUCACAGCGAGGCCUCCUGGCAACGAUAAAGAACGAAACCCUCGUACCUCUCGAGACUCUACCCGCCAGUGGAGACUUCCGCAGCGAUCUGUCCGGUCUGUCGCAACACCUCAGCAAAGACGAAGCGAGAUACAUUCUGCUCAAGCAAGACGGCUCGGCAGCCGACGGCUAUGUUGCCGUCACAUACGUCCCCGAUACUGCCAAUGUGCGCCAGAAGAUGCUGUUCGCUUCAACACGUCUGACAUUGGUGCGCGAGCUGGGAGUCGAACGGUUCCGCGAGACCGUCUUCUGCACCACUGCCGAAGAGCUUACUCCCGAGGGCUGGGAUCGCCAUGAGAAGCACAACCGCCUGGAUGCUCCUCUGACCGAAGAAGAGGCUGGUCUGAAGCACAUCAAGGAUACUGAGGCACUGGAGAGCGGAGGUACUGGCGGCAGGAGCUUGCCCAGCGCAGGCAUUGCCCUCAACCUAGGCGAUGAAGUGAGCAAUGCCCUUGAGAGCCUCAAGGACUCUCGCGAGGGCUCUCUGGUUAUGAUUACAUUGCACCUUGACGCCUCGAAACAGGACAUCCAGCCAGCCGACCUCAGCUCCGAAAUCAGCUCAUCCGAACCUCGCUACUCCUUCUACAACUACCCUGGUCAGCAAGGUGUUGUCUUCCUGUACAGCUGCCCUAGCAAGAGCAAGAUCAAGGAACGCAUGGUCUACGCUUCGUCGCGCUCGCAGCUGGUCACUCUGGCCUCGAAUGUCGGCUUGAACAUCACANAAAGACUUGAGGCUAGCUCACCAGACGAGUGGUCAGCGAGUACCUUGGCCUCCGAGUUCCAGGAACACAAAGUGGAAAGCAAGAGCUUCGCAAGACCCAAGAGACCUGGAAGAAGG